AUGGCGCUUCUCCUCGCUUCUCUCCAGGCCCAGCUCGGCCUGCGUUCGCUGGCACAGCAAUCAUAUGGCCGGCUCCGCCUCGCGUCUCGCGUGUUGCCAAUCCACAGACCGUCUCGAGACCCCGGUGACGACAUCCAUCUCCCAUCGGCAGGCCCUGCCAGCGAGGCCCUCGCGGACACUGUUUCGUGUUCACGCUCGCAGCCAACGACGACGGCGCCGGAUCUCGACGCCUCGGAACACGCGCCAACGUUGGGCCGCGCGCCGAACGGCAUCCCCGAUGCUAAUGCCUGA
Molecule: messenger RNA, 291 nt
Organism: Heterobasidion irregulare TC 32-1
Lineage: Eukaryota; Fungi; Basidiomycota; Agaricomycetes; Russulales; Bondarzewiaceae
Exons: 2
Coding region: 1-291 (96 amino acids)
Source: RefSeq, a predicted model, not a curated record